This is a messenger RNA of Bombina bombina (fire-bellied toad), 2739 nucleotides long. RefSeq names its product cilia- and flagella-associated protein 58. Gene Ontology annotation, cellular component: cytoskeleton. Lineage: Eukaryota; Metazoa; Chordata; Amphibia; Anura; Bombinatoridae. The record is from RefSeq and is a predicted model, not a curated record.
AUGUGUGCCAAGAUUGACGCAAAAGACGUGACCGAGGGGCCAGAAAUGAUGCCAUGGCACGAACACAGCUUAGGAAAAAAUGAUGCAAAAACACAACUGCGUCGCCCCAAAAAUGACAUGAGAUGUGAAUAUAGCUAUAAAAAAGAAGCAACAGAAAGAAAACAAGCAUCGCCAGAAGAUGACAUAAAGAAAACAAUCAGGAAAAGUCCUAAUAUUAAGAAACUAUUGUCCUUAAGGGAAAAGAUAGAUAAAACAGUGAUCGAAGAAAAUGCUUUUGAAGCUUUGGAAAAAGAUUUCCAGGAAGUCCUCAGAGAGCUCACGGGGGAUAAGAGCCUGGAGAAGUUCAGAGUGGAGUAUGAGAAGCUUCACAGCGUCCUUAAAAAAUCGUAUGAAAACGAAAAGCGCUUGAUGGCAAAAUGCAGGGAGCUGAAUUCAGAGAUUGUGGCGAACUCAGCUAAAGUGGCCACAGCCCUUAAACUUUCCCAAGAGGACCAGACGACUAUAGCUUCACUAAAAAAGGAAAUUGAAAAGGCUUGGAAAAUGGUGGACUCAGCCUAUGAAAAAGAACAGAGAGCAAAAGAAACCAUUCAGUCACUGAAAGAUGAAAUUGUCAAUUUGACAAAACUGGUGGAACAAAGUUCUGGCUUGUCGCUGGGUCAGGAGCACAGUAUGAACGAUCUCCUGAACAUCAAGGAUGAUUUGACCAAAGAGCGAGACCAGCUGCUGUCAGAGGUGGUGAAACUGCGAGAGAGUCUGAUGCAAGCGACUGAGAAACAGCAGGAAGCUGAGAGGGCGAAAGAGGAGGCAGAGCAGAGUAUCACGCAGUUCCAACAAGAAAUCCAGGUGCGUCAGAAUGAGGCCUCUAGGGAAGCGCGUAAGAAGGAGAAGCUUGAGAAGGACCUAAAAAAUGUACAGAACGAGCUUGAUAAUAAGGGGGUGGAGGUCAAGUCACUGCAACAGACCCUGCAAAAAAGCAAAGAGGAACUGCAGAAGCUGGAACAGCAGCUCAAAGAGCACAAGAUUCUAAAUGAAAGAGUCACCAGAGAGCUAGAACAGCUUCAGAUCAGAAAUGCUAAGCUACAACUUGAAAAUGAACAGCAGAGUGUCCUGAACGAUCAGCUAACUCAGGAAAACCAGCAAAAGCUUCUGGAGCUGAAGGCUAAAGAGGAAGAGGUGAAUCAGAUGCGACAGGAAACAUCAAAACUUUCCAAAGUAAGAGAAACUAUACAGAGAAAAUGUCGCCAAAUUGAGGAACAAAAGACUGACGUGGAGCAGCAGCGAGAGACCCUGAAAAACCAAAUCAGUGGACUGGAGAGAGAGCUGGAAUCUGCUAAGAAGCAAGCAGAGUAUGAUAAGAAGGCUAUAGACGAGCUGGUGAGAGAAAGAGACUUAUUGAAUAAGAACCUGCUAAAAGCUGGAAGUGCCACUGAGAAACAAGUCAACUUGGUAAAACUCCACGAAAAGUCGAAGAAAAACCUUGAAGAAGAGAUCCAGAAUUACAAAGAGGAAGCCCAAAAACAGCGAAAAAUCAUUUUCCAGUUGGAGAAGGAAAGAGACCGUUACAUUAAUGACGCCAGUGAUCUCACCCAGAAAGUCCUACAGCAUAUGGAGGAAAUAAAAGUCCGGGAGAUGCAGAUCUUUGAAUACAAAAAGAAGAUUGCCGAAGGGGAGACCAAACUAAAGCAACAGCAGAACCUGUAUGAGGCCGUGAGAACUGACAGGAACCUGUACAGCAAAAAUCUCAUCGAGGCACAGGAUGAAAUCACAGAACUUAAGAGAUCACUUAAGAUCAUGAACCACCAGGUGGACCAGCUGAGGGAGGAGAUCGCUUCUAAAGAGUCAGCACUUGUAAAGGUGCAUUUGGAUCACCAACGUAUAGAAAAGGAGAAAGAGUCAUUGAAGGCUGAACUGCAGAAGAUGAGGCAGCAGAGUUUGGAGACCAAACAGUUCAUUGAAAAUCAAGAGGCAGAGGAGAGGAAGUUGCUGAAGAUAAUCUCAGAGGCUGACGCAGAGCGGCUAAGGCAAAAGAAAGAACUGGAUCAGGUUAUUAGUGAGAGGGAUAUUCUUGGAACACAGCUGGUCCGCAGGAAUGACGAACUGGCACUUCUCUACGAAAAGAUUAAGAUCCAACAGUCCAUUCUGAACAAAGGGGAGCGUCAGUACAAACAGAGGGUAGAGGACAUUCGGCUUCUCAAACUAGAGAUAAAGAAAUUGAGGCGAGAGAAAGGAAUCCUUACCAAGACGGUGGCCAAUGUGGAAGAUCUUAGGCGUGAGGUGUAUCACAUGCAGAGAGAGCUACUGAAGGAGAGGACCCGCUGCCGAGCUUUGGAAGAGGAGCUGGAGAACCCGAUGAAUGUGCACAGAUGGCGAAAGCUGGAGGCCAGUGAUCCCGGCACCUAUGAACUCAUUCAGAAAAUACACACACUGCAAAAGCGCCUGAUCAGCAAGACGGAGGAGGUGGUGGAGAAGGAACUGCUGCUGCAGGAGAAAGAAAAGCUGUAUGUGGAGCUGAAGCACAUUCUCGCCCGACAACCAGGCCCAGAAGCCGCUGAGCAGCUACAAAUCUACCAGCAAACAUUGCGGGAAAAGACCAAACAGCUAAAGGCUUUGUCAUCAGAACUUAACAUGUACGAGUCUCAGAGUCAGGAGUACAAGUAUGAAAUUGAGAGGCUGGCCAAUGAGCUUCAGAACGUGAAGAAGAAAUACCUGACCCAGAAACGCAAGGAGCAGCAGGCCAGG